AUGAAGUUUCAUGGCCCCGUUGAGCUUCCUAAUGGAAAAACCACGUCAACCGACAUCCCCAAACAUGUUUUCCAAGUAGCCAUUGCAUUGAUCCUCCUCACCAUAAUCCCUCUGUUCAUAAACAGAAACACACAUCCACCAAUAUUGCCUUCUCCUAAGAUCGAUAACGACCAAUAUUAUGGUUUGGGAAGCAGAGGAUUUGAGAAGAAAUCAUGUGAUAUCUUUGCUGGGAAAUGGGUUCCAUUCCCCAGGGGGCCUUAUUACACAAAUGAAACUUGCAACUUGAUCAUUGAUCAGCAAAACUGCAUGAAGUUUGGGAGACCUGAUAUGGAGUUCCAGAAAUGGAGGUGGAAACCAGAUGAAUGUGAGCUUCCUCUCUUUGAUGCACUUCAGUUCUUGGAGCUCGUCAGAGGGAAGUCCAUUGCCUUUGUUGGAGACUCUGUGGGACGAAACCAAAUGCAGUCACUGUUGUGCCUCUUGGCUAGUGUGGUUUAUCCUGAGGAUAUCACUGAAAAGUAUACAUCAGACAACAUAAAUUUCAAACACUGGUUUUAUGCAGACUACAAUUUUACAAUAGCAACACUGUGGUCUCCGUUUUUGGUAAAAGCCAGUGACGCAGACCCCAACGGGCACUCCUACAACAGCAUUAUGAACCUCUAUUUAGACAAGGCUGAUGAGGCAUGGGCAGCAGAAAUUACAAGAUUCGACUAUGUAAUCAUCUCAGCCGGACAAUGGUUCUUCCGACCACUAAUGUUCUACGAAAAUGGUCAACUUGUCGGCUGUUACAAGUGCCAACAAGAGAACGUCACUGCCCUCACACACUACUACGGAUACAGGAAGGCCUUUCGAACUGCCUUCAAAAGCCUUGUAAGCCUCAAAGAUUACAAGGGGGUGACACUUUUGAGGACAUUUUCGCCUUCACACUUUGAGAAUGGGGACUGGAAUAAAGGAGGAAAUUGUGUGAGGACCAGGCCGUUUACCAAAGAAGAAUUGAAGGUUGAUCAAUAUGUUUGGGAGAUGUAUUUCACUCAGGUGGAGGAGCAAAGAGCAGCAGCAAAGGAAGGGAGGAAGAGGGGUUUGCAAUUCAGUUUGUUGGAUACAACUGAAGCAAUGCUGCUGCGGCCGGAUGGGCAUCCAAACCAUUAUGGGCACUCGCCACACAGGAAUGUGACUCUAGCCGAUUGUGUCCACUGGUGCUUGCCAGGUCCUAUUGACACAUGGAAUGAAUUUUUGCUUUAUAUGUUGAUGGGGGAAGCUCAGACAACAUUCGGAAGGAAACUAGAGAGAAUUGCUUAGGACUACAGAUAUAUACACUAUUUAUUAAUUCUUUCCAUUAUAAUAGCAUGUUCUAUA
Corylus avellana is the source of this 1353-nucleotide messenger RNA. Its product is annotated as protein trichome birefringence-like 19. Gene Ontology annotation, molecular function: O-acetyltransferase activity. The record is from RefSeq and is a predicted model, not a curated record. Gene Ontology annotation, cellular component: Golgi apparatus. NCBI's taxonomy places the organism in Eukaryota, Viridiplantae, Streptophyta, Magnoliopsida, Fagales, Betulaceae.